Molecule: messenger RNA, 2632 nt
Organism: Vollenhovia emeryi
Lineage: Eukaryota; Metazoa; Arthropoda; Insecta; Hymenoptera; Formicidae
Exons: 2
Coding region: 310-2193 (627 amino acids)
Source: RefSeq, a predicted model, not a curated record
GAACUUUCCUCUACAUAUUUUCCAAUAUUGCGCUAAUAUACUGUGCAACUAAGGUAGUUAAAAAAAAUCGUGAGUCUUCGAAAAAUAAAUUGAUAACAUUCGACUCCUUCAGCGUUCCCUUUCAAUUCUUCCCCUUUCCGUAAUGUAUCGCGUCGCCAAGACGUUUUUCGAGAAGUGAAAUAUAUAAAUUUCGAUUGUUACGUUUUUAACGACUGAAUGAACAUUCAUAUUCUUUGCAGAUCACUCGACGCAACAAUUCCCGGCGCGAUCUAAUUCUGAGAUAAUCGGGACGACACUAACGUAUCAGCCAUGAAGCCAAUCCUGUACAAAGUCGAAACGUACAUCAUGCCCGAAACGGAGAACUUAUCGGUGAUUAAUGAGAUCGAUAAUCUGACAGCCGGGAAGUUUAGUCUCAGCAGCGAAAGCGUGUUCAGAAAUAACGCGCAAACCGAGGAAGAUGCGUCGCACGCUUCGUACAUUAAAUGCGACGAAUUCGCCAUGUUCUCUGCCGAGAACAGCAAGCUGAUAGGUAUAAAAAUCGUGAAAAUCGUGAAAAUCGUAACGAACGAGACUCUCAACGACGAAUAUUGCGAUGAGGAAAUCUUAAAACAUUAUACCAACGACAAUUUUUGUCGUUCCAAGGAGCGCCUGAGCGUGCAAAAACCGGAGUUUCAGGCGUCGAUUGGGCCGCAGGAGGCGUUGUACCCCGCGAGACAAUUCAGCCGAGUCAACAGUUUGACGUCGAUUGACGAGAAAAGCGAGAACUCGUUGGACAAGCUGGCCGACCUGUGUCAUCACGGCUUCAAGAACGGCUGCACCGCGUCGAUCCCGUCGCCCGAGGAAGUCAGCGAGGAGGUCUUCAGGAAGAAUUGGCUGCAGAAAAUCGAGGUCCUGAGACAUCGCGAAGCCAUCCUGCGAGAGAAGGAGAUAAAUCUGCAAAAGAGAGAAAGGGAGCUGUUUAGGAGGGAGAAGGAGCUGAGAAUCGCGGAGAGAAUCUUCAAUGAUAAAGUCAGACAGAUAGAGCAGCAUUUAAGAGACCAAGAGUACAAGAUAGUGGGAAAGAGGCUGGAGGCAGCAGCGCGAAUUUUGUACGAGGUUGAGAAAUCCGACUAUCUAUCGGAAGAACAAAUUCCGAGGAAAGAGGAUACUUCAAAAGAGGAAGAGAUCGCGAAGAAAAAAGAGCUUCCGAAAAAAGUAGAGAUUCCGAAAAAGGUAGAAAUUCCAAAAAAUUGUCAACCUGUCGUGACGAAGAAAGAAGAUGUUUCGAAGAGGGAAGAGGUUCCNAGGAGAGAAGAGUUUGCGAGAAAAGCAGAGAUUCCGAAAAAGGCAGAUAUUUCGAGAAAUCCACAACCUGUCGUGACGAAGAAAGAAGAUGUUUCGAAGAGGGAAGAGGUUCCAAGGAGAGAAGAGGACCCGAGAAAAGUAGAGAUUCCGAAAAAGACUGAGAUUCCAAACAAUCCUCACCUUCUCGCGCCUACCGCACACAUCACCAAUCCAUGCAAGAGGAAGGAAGAAUAUGAUAGAAGUAAAACAACGUAUCCGAUCCGUUCAGGCGCACCGUCGAGGAAUUCUUCGAGGAAUCACUCAUAUGUUAGCAUAAGGUACAAAGAGCGACCUAUGAUAAAUCAUGACGACAUGAACUCGAUGUCGUCAGCCGCUAGCGUGAACUCGUCGGUGUGGUUUAAUCCGGAGUUUUACAAAAAUCCGCACGCAUUCGUGAGAUUCACGAGAUCGGUGAGCGAGCGAAGGACCAGGCACAAGGAUACCGCGGGGAAGCUGCAGCAAGUAGUCGAGAUGCCUAAGCACCUGAUCAAAGAGGACAGCAUCUUCCGUAAAGUCAGCGAUUAUAUAUGCGCCUUGCAGAAGACGAGAUUCCAGAAUUACGGGCUCGUGGAUUGCGUUCCGGCCGGAAGUUCAACAGAAUGUAACUCUCAAGAGAAGCUGUCCUCGUAUCUCGACAUAGAAAUUGGCGAGAAAAGUAGCCAUCGUCAAAGUUUGGCCAGCGUUUACAAGGAGAGGCCGGUGUCCUGGGCCAGCAAGAUGGACGAAUUGCAGCAAAACAAACGUCUGGUGUACGAUAUAGCGACCAAGCAGUUUACUGAGAACAAGGAGAACGCCGUGUGCAAUACGCACUCCACCGUGGAGGCUUUGGCGAAGCCUAAAAAGUCGAAAAAAUUCUUCCUAUUUUGUUAGAGCAUUUAUGAUACUAUUGAUAAAUACGGUAGCGUCUAGAACAGACAUGGCCGAUCUACGAUCCGCGACAGUCUUAAAAAUAAAAAAUUAAGGAAGGAAAAGAGCCUAAAGCUAGCUUUAAUUUAACAUUAAAACCAGUUUUAGUAUUUCUUCUUAGAAUAAGGAACAAAUUUUAAUAUUUUUAAGACUGUUUCGGGCCCGCGAAGAGCUUGAAAAUUUAGAAUGCGACUCGAAAGAGGUUGGCCAUGCCUGGUCUAGAACGAGUCUAUUGGGUGAUAACACGAGGACUGGUUCUACGCUUAUCGUUUCCGAGUUUGACAAGAAUCUUCGGACGAUGCGACGAUCUCAAUUUAGUAUAAUGUAAAUUUAAUGUGAGUUGUACAGUUGUAAGUUUGUAUAUACAUUGAUUUCAUUAUGUUAACAGGGUAAUUCUCACUCU